AUGGCAGAACCUUUAACAAUAAAAUUGUUAGUAGUCGGAGAUGGAUCAGUCGGAAAAACCUGCAUAUUAUUGAGUUAUACAACAGAUAAAUUCCCAACUGAUUAUGUACCAACUGUUUUUGAGAAUUAUUAAUCCAAAGUUAGUGUUAAUGGAUAACAGGUUAAUUUAAGUUUAUGGGAUACUGCUGGAUAGGAAGGAUAUAAUCAAGUUCGAUAAUUGAGUUAUGAUGGAACUGAUGUGUUUUUAAUUGUUUAUUCAGUAACUGAGAACACCACUUUUUAGAAUGCACUUGAUAAAUGGUAUCCUGAAUUGAACAAAGAUAAAUUAGCCUAAGUUCCAAAGCUAAUUGUAGGAAAUAAAAUUGAUAUGAGAGAUGAGGGUAAUUCAAGACACAUUAAAAAAUCAGCUGCCGAAUAAUUAGUAAAGGGUAUCAAUGCUCAAUUAUUUGAAGUUUCGGCCUUAACUUAGGAAGGAUUAAAACCCUUAUUUGAUACGGCAAUAAAAAUUGCUUACGAUAAAAAGUAGAAAGAGAUCAUGGAUUCUAAAAAAGCUCAAUAGCCAGCCUAAUCAAAUUCCUGCUGCUAAUUGAUAUGA
Paramecium tetraurelia is the source of this 594-nucleotide messenger RNA. RefSeq lists its product as uncharacterized. Lineage: Eukaryota; Ciliophora; Oligohymenophorea; Peniculida; Parameciidae. Gene Ontology annotation, biological process: small GTPase-mediated signal transduction. The record is from RefSeq and is a predicted model, not a curated record. Gene Ontology annotation, molecular function: GTPase activity; GTP binding. The transcript is spliced from 5 exons.